Messenger RNA from Exophiala xenobiotica, 933 nucleotides. RefSeq lists its product as uncharacterized. The record is from RefSeq and is a predicted model, not a curated record. Lineage: Eukaryota; Fungi; Ascomycota; Eurotiomycetes; Chaetothyriales; Herpotrichiellaceae. The coding region runs from base 53 to 493 and encodes 146 amino acids. The transcript is spliced from 3 exons.
UCGUGAAUUGCGCAGUUACGAUCCGCAUCAUUUCUGCCGCACUCUUUCACAGAUGAACAACGCUGACGAGAAUCGUGGCGGUCGCAAAGGACCGGAACCCCGAGGUGCUAACCAGCAACGUCAGUCUGGAGGCUCUCGAGAUGGGACACCUGGCCCUUCGCAGAGUAGAAGAGGUGGGAAGGCAGGCUCGUCUAUGAACAGAAAUACCGACGCUACCCAGAACGGUUCUUCUUGCCAGACCAUGAUUUCGCCGCCCAACGACCAUGUUCCCAUGACUGGGUACAACGCAGACGCUGUGGAGGCGAUGCUGAAGCAAGGCUGCGAAGCUAGAGCACCAUUGUACAGAUCAGAGGUCAAGUCGCAGAGUACCAAAACAGAGAGUCCAUGGGGUGUAAAGCCGGGAGCCAUGGCCAGUGGCAAGGACUUCUGGAUUGAUCUGCGAAAGCAAGUUGCAGCUUUGCAACAGUCUGGUGGCACUAGUCGAGGCGGCUGAUCCUUCUUGGUGGUCGGGAAAGACUCGACUCUCUUCAGCGGCAUUUAUGGGGGGCGUUUGCCUGGUUCUACAAGAUACCCACGGGGACGGCGCAUUUUCAGCAUGCAGGUGGCUUAACUUGGACAAUUUCUUGUGACGACGAACUUGGCGGUCCACUGCCUUGGAAGUACAUAUGUUGCGGCUCAUGUUCACGGUUCCAGCCCAUCUUGAGUCCAUCAGGACAUUGGAGGGACUUGUACAAUUCGUUAUCUCUUGAGUUUGUUAUUACAUUGGCAUCUUGUGUUCAAUCAGACCUCUACCUUUAGGCUGUUGUGAGACACUCACUGAUUUUGUAGUGCUUGACUCUUUUCCCCUGUUGUCUUUUCUCCAGUUAGUACCAAAGCCCUACGAAAGGCGACGAUCGAUUCAGCUCCAGGCGGUUCAAGAAAAUAAGCGAGCGG